UAAAGCCCUUAAACAUCAUUUGGCGUAACCAUAGCAACUGCGAUAAUCCAAACAUUAAACCUUUUCCAAACUAAUUCUAUUAAAAUUUUGAACAAAAAUUAUAAAAAUGUCCGAAGAAUUACAAAAAGCUGGACUAUUUAUAGAUGAUAUUUACCGUUUACGUGUACAAGAUCCUCGUAUAGCCACCGAAACUAAUGAACUGAGAGAAGAAUGUUUGGAGUAUGCCAAUAAAUUGGAAGAAUUUAAAAAAUUAGCCAUAGAAUUUCAUAAAAUCGUUAAUAACUAUGGCAAAGAUGUGGAAAAGGAAAAGCUAAGGGCUAUUGGAACUCAAAAUAUGUUGAAAACAAUGGCCAAACAAAGACAGGCAGAGCAACAGUUGUACCAGAGUAAAAUACAUGAGAAAAAUUUAGAAUUGGAUCGUUUGAAAAGUGAAUAUCAAUAUUUACAGCGUAUCGAAUCGGAACAACAGGAACUUAUUAAUAAUUUCUUAAUGAAUCAAUAAAAAUAAGAGGAAACUAUGAAA
Lucilia sericata (common green bottle fly) is the source of this 523-nucleotide messenger RNA. It is a transcript of the gene IFT20, whose product is annotated as intraflagellar transport protein 20 homolog. Lineage: Eukaryota; Metazoa; Arthropoda; Insecta; Diptera; Calliphoridae. Gene Ontology annotation, cellular component: cilium; intraciliary transport particle B; centrosome. Gene Ontology annotation, biological process: centrosome localization; intraciliary transport; protein localization to cilium. The record is from RefSeq and is a predicted model, not a curated record.